AUGCAAACCGAAACAUCUGUGUCGCACUCAGCUAUCGGAUUUGCUGCUGUCGCCGCUCUGAUUGGAACCUGGGCGCUGGUGGAUACCUACAAAAAGAGUCGACAACUCCCGCUCCCCCCAGGUCCUCCCGAAAAGUCAUGGAUUAGCGGGAACGCGCUCGAUAUGCCUCAGUCCCACUUGUGGUUAAAGUUUACGGACUGGGCCAAGCGUUACGGCGAUAUCACCCACGUACGGGUCCACACAAAUCAUAUCGUACUUUUGUCCUCUUACGACGCGGUCGUGGACCUGUUUGACAAACGAGGCUCAAUUUACUCCCACCGCUCGGAAAGAGUAAUGAUGGCGAUGAUGGGCUGGCAGCACGUCAUGUCUUCUGAGCCAUAUGGCGACCGCUGGAGAGCAUAUAGGCGCCAAGCCAAUUCUGGCUUCAAUAAAAAAGCGGUUGUUAAGUAUCAAGAUGGACAGACCAGAGACGUACACGUAUUCUUACAAAGGCUGCUUUCCGACUCUGAAAACUUUAUUUCCCAAAUUAAAUGGUUGGCAGGAUCCAUCAUCAUGCGUACCACAUAUGGCUACAAGGUUCUCGAAACAAACGAUCCCCAUAUCACCAUUGCAGACGACGCACUUGCCUCGCUGGAGUUCACCGGCGUGGCUGGGAACUAUAUUGUUGAUAGUUAUCCAUUCCUCCGACACCUGCCGACUUGGCUUCCUGGAAUGAAUUUCAAGAAGCAAGCUGAAGAAUGGAGUAAGUAUCCUGCACGAAUGGCGCAAGAGCCGUUUGAUUGGACCAAACAGCAAAUGAGGACAGGUCAGGCUGUACCUUCCUUCCUCUCAGGUCUCCUCGAACAAAACAAGGACGGUCCGAGUGGCGAGGAUGUUAUCAAGUGGACUUCGGCGUCCAUGUAUAGUGCCGGCGCUCAUACUACUGUGGGAACCAUUAGCAAUUUUCUCUUGGCCAUGAUACUUUACCCCGACGUACUUCGUAAAGCGCGAGAGGAGGUUGACAGGGUCGUCGGGACUGAAAGGCUCCCGCUCAUAUCGGACCGAGCUGACUUACCAUAUAUAGAAAGUGUGUUACUAGAAACGCUCAGAUGGUAUCCCGUUGCGCCUUUAGCUAUACCUCACCGUAUUCUGCAGGAUGAUGAGUAUCGGGGUUACCGUAUCCCUGCCGGAAGUACGCUUAUAAGCAAUAUCUACGCGAUCACUCGAGAUGAACGCAUUUAUCCGGACCCAGAAAACUUUAUUCCUGAACGCUUUGAUGCCAACCAACCUGGUCCCAGUCCCCCUAACCCACGAGACUUUGUUUUCGGAAUAGGUCGACGUAUUUGCCCAGGGAACCACAUAGCGGACGCAUCUGUCUGGUUGGCGAUAGCCAAUUUGGUCGCAACAAUGGACAUUAGCAAAGCCUGUGACAGUAAUGGUGUGCCUAUCGAACCAGUGCCGGAAAGGUGCUCUGGCUUUGUGUGCCAAUUACGACCAUUUCCAUGCUCCAUCAAGCCUCGCUCCGAAAAGGCUGUUCAGCUAAUUAAUUCCGCUGUUAUGUUUGAGCACGAGUAG
Messenger RNA from Rhizoctonia solani, 1554 nucleotides. Its product is annotated as cytochrome P450 family protein. Bases 1 to 1554 code for a protein of 517 amino acids. The transcript is spliced from 8 exons. NCBI's taxonomy places the organism in Eukaryota, Fungi, Basidiomycota, Agaricomycetes, Cantharellales, Ceratobasidiaceae. The record is from RefSeq and is a predicted model, not a curated record. Gene Ontology annotation, molecular function: iron ion binding; monooxygenase activity; heme binding.